Centruroides sculpturatus (bark scorpion) is the source of this 3564-nucleotide messenger RNA. RefSeq names its product double-stranded RNA-specific editase 1-like. The record is from RefSeq and is a predicted model, not a curated record. Bases 846 to 2702 code for a protein of 618 amino acids. The transcript is spliced from 3 exons. Gene Ontology annotation, molecular function: tRNA-specific adenosine deaminase activity; double-stranded RNA binding; double-stranded RNA adenosine deaminase activity. Gene Ontology annotation, cellular component: cytoplasm; nucleolus. Lineage: Eukaryota; Metazoa; Arthropoda; Arachnida; Scorpiones; Buthidae. Gene Ontology annotation, biological process: adenosine to inosine editing; RNA processing.
UUAGACCUUUCAUAUGAUUGUUAAAAUGCUACAUAUUAAUUGUUAUUUAAACGUGAAGACAAUUAUAGUUUCAUUAUCUAUUAUAGGAUUCAAUGUAUGAUGCAUUUUUAGUAUGUAAUUAAUAAAACUAUUUCUCCUGAAGCAAAUAUAAAAUACUGAUAACGUGCUGAUGAUUUCAGGUUGGAAUGAACUCUGACAUUACUGAAUUUUAUAUUUUACAAAGUAGUAAUUUUAAAUAAAAUAGUACAAUUUAAAUAUAGAUUAAUUUAUUAUGCUUUCGGAUUUAAAAAGAAUGUUAAGACAAAUUGAAACUAUAAAUGAUUUUAUCGUUUUUUCAGCAAUAAACGUUUUGGUACAUUUUACUAGUGAUUUACUAAAUUGACGCGUGCUUAACCCUUGUCUCUCUUGGUUUGUGUAUUAAUAAUUUGCAUAGGAAAUGCGGUACAUCGCAAAAGUCCUUUGCAUUUAAACAAACCACCGGGGGACACGAGCUAAAUACGAUUCAAAGGAACGGUAGAUCAUCAGUAAGAUGUAUUUAUUUGGACCACUACUGACUACUGCCAAAAAAAUUGUCUGCUAUCAUCUCAGUGAAAAUACCCUUUCAAGAUGAAGAGAUUGGAACUACUGCAGCUUUGCUCUUGAGAUUUCCAUUUAAAAUUGGAUUCUUCACCAUGUUCAUCAUGAAAUAAAAAUAAAACGUUACGAAUUGGCAACACUUCCGCUUUUGCUUCUUUGUGCGAAGGUGAAGAAUUUUGGCGGUUCCCGUAAACAUUUCCAUAAGAUCGAAAGGUUUCUACAGAAAAAAACGUGAAGUACCGUGGAAAUAAUAAGGUAAUUUCACAAAGAUGAAGGAAGAAAAUGGACUAGAUUCUGCUCCAAAUGUAUCCAUUAAAAGAAAAGCUGAGGAUGAACAAGAGUCUCCUCCAAAACGUCAGAAGAGGAAGAAACAAAAAACUACAAGACCAAAAAAUGCUUUAAUGAGGUUAAAUGAAUUGAAACCAGGUUUGCAAUAUAUUAUAGAAUCACGAGAAGGUCCACCUCAUAAUCCUACAUUUGUUGUUUCAGUGGAAGUUUGUGGACAAAAGUUUACAGGUCGCGGCCAAUCCAAGCAAUUAGCCAAAUGUGCAGCUGCUCAAUGUGCUUUGGAUGAUGUUUGUGGAAGUGAUUUAACAGGUGAUAAUAUAGAAAAUGAAACUGGUGCUUUUAAUCAGUCUGAGGGAGGAAAAAAAAUUAAAAUGGAUUUAAGUAAAGAAGAAGCAGAAAAAAGAUUAGAAAAAAUUAAAACAGAAGCUGAGGAUAAGAAUCCAGUUAUGGUAUUAAAUGAAUUACAUCCAGGAAUUGAAUUUAUAUUAGUAAAAGAGAAUGUAGCUCUACCCGCACAAAGAUUUACAAUGAGUGUUGAAAUUAAUGGAACAACGUUUGAAGGGUCUGGUCCAAAUAAAAAAUUAGCAAAAGCUGCAGUAUCAAGAGUUGCUUUAAGCAGUUUAUAUAAUAUUAAUUAUAAUGUAACUUCAACAACAAGCCAAGGAAUUUUACCAGAAGAAUUUAUUUUCCCACAGUCAAUAGCAGAUAAAAUAUCUGAUGUAAUUCACAAAACAUUUCAAGAAGUGAUGGUCGACAAUGUUGAGUAUGCAAAAUGGAAAGUGUUGGCAGGAAUUGCCAUGACUUCAGACCCUGAAAUGAAUAAAAUAAAAAUCAUUGGUAUCAGUACUGGCACAAAAUGUAUUAAUGGUGAACAUAUCAGCAUGAAUGGUGUUUGUUUAAAUGAUUGUCAUGCAGAAAUCAUUUCACGGAGAUGUUUGAAAAAUUUCUUGUAUUACAAUCUAGAAAUGAUUUCAGCUGGCUUGAAAGAAGAUUCCAUAUUUAUGCCAAAUGAAAAUGGUGCUGGUUAUUGUCUUAAACCAAAUAUAAAAUUUCAUCUUUAUAUCAGUACUUCACCUUGUGGUGAUGCCAGAAUAUUUUCACCACACGAAGAAGCAACUUCUAAGAAUCCUGUUGAUCAUCAUCCGAAUCGCAAAACUAGGGGUCUUUUGAGAACAAAAAUAGAAUCUGGAGAGGGAACCAUUCCUGUCAAAAGUGGGGAUGCUAUCCAAACUUGGGAUGGCAUUAUUCAAGGUCAGCAACGAUUGUUAACUAUGUCAUGUUCAGACAAAGUUGCUGCUUGGAAUAUUGUUGGCAUACAAGGAGCACUACUAAGUUAUUUUAUUGAGCCUAUUUAUCUGGAAAGUAUUAUUCUGGGAAGCUUAUUCCAUCCUGGUCAUAUGCUUCGUGCCAUGUGGGGCAGAUUUGAAAAUUCUUUGGGUGAGUUGUCCAAACCUUUUAGUUUAAACAAACCUAAGAUGUGUUGCAUAACAAAUCCCGAAACACGUCAACUUUCAAAAUCACCAAAUUUUAGUGUUAACUGGAUUGUUGGAUUUGGAAAACCCGAAGUUAUCAAUGCGACUACAGGAAAAUUAGAAAAUGGCGAAUUUUCAAGAUUAAGUAAAAGAUCCUUCUUCGAACGUUACAGUGUGUUAUUUAGUAAAAUUUCAUCCGUCACAAAGAAAAAGACUAAGAAACCACCACAGUUAUAUUCUGAAGCCAAAAACUCUGCUCCCCAUUAUCAAGCAGCAAAAACAGAACUGCGAAAAGCAUUUAUGAAAGCAGGUUUAGGAACUUGGGUACAGAAACCAGAAGAACAAGAUGAUUUUGAUUUAAGUUAAACUUCUCCAUACAUUUCAAGAUAUAUAAAUAUAUAUAUAUAAAUACAUUAUAUUGUAUAUUUUAAAUCAGUCAUCUUUGAGUCUCAGUUGUAAAACUUUGUGAAAAUCAUCACAAGAAAUAGUUUUAUGGCAUUACUUCUUCACUUAAAUUGCUUUUUAUAUGCUGUAACACUUAAUUUGAUCAACAACACAUCACAUUAACCCGAUAAAUAUAAAUUAAUACACAACCAACCAUCAACCGUAAUAAUCUUAUCGUAUUAAAUUAAUUUGAUUGUUACAAUGAUUGAUUUUAAUAUACUUCGUUACAGUUAUGUAACUGUAGCUGUAAAGAUAUGAAGAUACGAUCAUGACACUGAAAGUUCAACAAUAUUUGUAAGAACUUUUAAAUAAACUUUUCACUGCACAUAAAAAUUUAAGAAUAUGUUUUAGUGGCUACAUAAAAAAUUAUUGUUGAAAAAACAAUAUCAAUGUUAAGAGAUUUCACAUAAUAAACGGUUGAUUUUUAUUAAGAUAAAUAUUUGUAUUAUUGUAUUCCAUAUUGUGAUUAUUUCAUAAUUAAUCUUUAAGUACACUUUUCAGUGUAGAGGAUUCAAUGUGUUAUCCUUGCUGUUGUGUAAUAUUUCAAAAAUGUGCCUUUCUGUCAUUCCAUUUGAAAUCAUUUAGAAUGUGGAAACUGUAGUGAUUACAGUGAUUUAGAAUUGUAGAAAGAUAUAAAAUGAAUAUCAUUGUAAUUAGGAAAAAUCAUUUUAUAAUAAUUCAUUUAAUCCUUCCUAAAUCCUUCAAUGAUCAUCUGAAUAUUUCCAUUUUAUAGAAUGGAAUAGAAAGAAGAAUUUAAGUUUUCAGAAUAAAAUUGUUGAAAUCA